AUGGCCACGGAUUUGGCCAGGUUCGCCGCUUCGCUGCGUGCAAACCCGAGCAACAGAUCGUUUUUGGACCACGUCUCAUUUCCGAUGUACACUGUGCCAGCGGAAUUUCUGCUGCAGAUGAAACAUCUGAAGACUCACGAAGAGAUGCUUCAAGUUGGUGCCCUUGUGGAGUUCAGCACAGAUCUUGGCCAAGCCAUGUUCGUGUCCCAUGAGUGGCUUAGUAAUCGGCAUCCCGAUCCAAAUGCGGAGCAGCUUCAGAUAUUACAACAGGCGUUGAGGAACAUCGCAUCAGGCAGCAGCAAUAUUUGCGUCCCAGUUGCAACAGAAAUCAUGUUCGGUAGACUGCAGCUUCCGCGUGCUGACAGUGUGGGUGUCGACCUCUACAUCUGGUACGACUACUUCUGCUGCCCGCAGCACAGCUCGAAUGCAGCAUCCCUGCACCGCCAGGCGGCCAUUGACAGCAUUCCCACCUAUGUGUCACAAUGCUACUUCUUCGUGAUCUUGUGUCCUGCUCUCAAGCACGUCGACCAAAGUCGUACCCUUAGUCAGUCGAGCUGGGCCUUGCGGGGGUGGUGUCGCUGUGAGCGGGUUGCACGAGAACUUGCCGCGCGAGAAGAUGGGUACAUCAUCGUCAUUGAAAGUGCCGUGCACCAAACACUGGUGUGGCUUGGAAACAGGAUGUUGGAAGCACCUGGCGAAGGAGACUUCACUGUGGAGCAGGACAAGGUUAGGGUUGGCCGUAUGAUGGUUCGCAUGAUUUGGGACAAGCUGCUGUACUAUCUCGAGAAAGGUGACUUGCACAACUAUCGGUUCCUGUCAAACUCUCAGAGAGCUCGAUUUUUUCGAGGACUUGAUGUCGUGCCUAUUGAAAGCUUCAUUCCACCCAGUGGAGUCCAGGCCGAUGCGUUCCGGGAGCCCGACAAAUUUCUGCUGGAGUGGUUCCUUCAUCAGAACGGCUUUCGGGGAGUCUCCGAGCGCGAUGAGAAGGGAUGGUCUCCGCUGUGCUUCGCCGCGUUAAAUGGUGAUCCUCUGACGAUCAAGUCUCUCUUGCGCUACCGGGCCGAUCCUAACGACAUGACGGCAAAGGCAAGGAUCAAGGAACAGCUGCCUAGGAAGAGCAGCGUUGUGGCCAUCGCGGCCUUUUUUCGUAACAACGAGGCCGUGGAGGUUCUGUUGUCUGCAAGAGCUUCUCCAAAUGCACUUGACGAAAACUUUGGCAAUUCUCUGCACUUUGCCUGUGCUGCUGACAAUGCUGUGGCUGUGCAAUUGCUGAUCUCGGCUCGCGCCAAUCCGCAGCAGAAAUGCCUUCCCGGCCUGAACCCGUUCCAGGUGAGCUGCGCUUGUGGCAGCCUGCAGUCCAUGAAGGAGAUCCUUGCGCAAGUGCCGGAGUUGAGCUUGCGGCACAGCCUACAUUUCGCCUUGAUGUUCAGCGGAGGGGGAUCGCCCGAGAUCAUCACCGAGUUGAUCCGAGCCCGGGCAGAUGUGAACGAGCAGUUCCGAAUUCGCCUAAAGGAGCCAGGCUGGUGGCUACUUUUAAAUCUCACCAGCAUCCGGCACCGGGUGAGCCCCUCAAGGCUCACCUGCUUGGCCUAUCAUCAUUACGGCGCCACGCCGCUCAUGUUUAGCAUCCUGAGCGGAUACCUGCAGGCUGCAUCAGCGUUGCUGACUGCUGGGGCGCAUGUGGACAGCAUGAACUUUCGGAGGAAGACCGCCUUGGAUCUGGCUUCCCAGAUGCUGGUUCCGGCCUGGUUGAUGCGAUCGUUAGACGGCAGGGACCAGGGCCCACAGAGCUCUUUGAU
This is a messenger RNA of Symbiodinium necroappetens, 1799 nucleotides long. NCBI's taxonomy places the organism in Eukaryota, Dinophyceae, Suessiales, Symbiodiniaceae. The record is from the annotation of a GenBank genome assembly.